AUGCGCCUGCGAAGUAUGGCCAAGUCGCCUUCCGCUUUCGAUGUACUGGGGUGAGCUGUUCCAAGGACGCGGCGAAAGCGCCGGACCGCUUCCUCGAGGAGUCUCUCGGCAAAUAUUAAUUCGUCUCGCGAGGCAGCAGCGAACGCCAGGACUGCAUACGCAUAACUGUGUGGCGGAGCAGGCGAAGAUUUUAGUCGCGGAGGCCGAGGAGAACAAUAAACGAAUAGAUUCAGCGUGGUUGCGGUGGCGCAAAUGCAGUCUAUGCGGCCAGAAUUACCACGGCGUCGUGGCGUGCGCGCUCGGGUGGGCGUGCUGGAAGACUUAUGUGGACCGGUCGGAGACGGACGAGGCUCGAAAAAUGGCAAUAAACGUGCUUGGGAACGGAUUAUAUGAGGCUAGACAUUACGAGGAGUCGUUGUCCGUGAAAGAGGCUGAGCUUUCUAUGCGUCGGCGAGUUGGCGCAUCAAAACAAAACAUGCUCGGCAUGCAGAACAACCUCGCGGGCGUGUAUCGAAUGCUUGGACGUGACGAACACGCCACACGGAUGCUGCGAGAUAUAUACUCCGGACGUUUGAAGCUCCAUGGCGAAGAACAUAAAGAGACCUUCGGAGCGGCCCUCAACUACGCGUCGUCCCUUGUCAAACUACUGCGCUUCGAAGAAGCCAAGUCAUUGUUGCGCAGAACGAUGCCCGUGACGCGACGUGUUCUCGGAGAUACUGUUCAAAUCACGCUCAAAAUGAGGUUGUGUUAUGCGUUCGCGCUCUACAAGGCCGACAGCGCCACGCUCGGCGAUCUCCGCGAGGCCUUGGCGACGCAAGAGGACACCGAACGGAUUGCGAGGCGCGUGUACGGUGGCGCGCACCCGAUGACGACGGUAGCUGAGCGCGAUCUACGAAACUUGCGAGCCGCGCUCCGCGCCCGCGAAACGUCGGGGAUUGCGUAAAACACAAACACUUAC
Messenger RNA from Pelagomonas calceolata, 958 nucleotides. The record is from the annotation of a GenBank genome assembly. NCBI's taxonomy places the organism in Eukaryota, Pelagophyceae, Pelagomonadales, Pelagomonadaceae.